This is a messenger RNA of Psilocybe cubensis, 1389 nucleotides long. RefSeq lists its product as uncharacterized. Bases 1 to 1389 code for a protein of 462 amino acids. The transcript is spliced from 2 exons. The record is from RefSeq and is a predicted model, not a curated record. NCBI's taxonomy places the organism in Eukaryota, Fungi, Basidiomycota, Agaricomycetes, Agaricales, Agrocybaceae.
AUGCCUGCUUUCAACCUUCCCCUUCUUUACGACACAAUCAUUGUCGACAUUCUGAAUGUUUUCUGCACAUACUCAUACAAUGGUUUCAAUAGUACCAUUGACUCCAAGGUCUUUAGCAGGAUGGUUGCCUCACAGAUAUGGGGGGAUCACGAAACAGGAAAACUUACAAACGAUGAGGCUCAUGCAGCACUUGCCAAAGAGUUCAAAGUGAACAUAGAUGACGUCCGUUCUGCCAUGAUUGGAGCAAUAACAACUCUAUCCCCUCGACAAGAGAUGGUUGAUCUGAUUCGAUCCCUAAAAUCUGGGCGCAAAAUUUACGCGAUGUCAAAUAUGUCUGAACAUUCAUGGAACAUGAUCAGGCAUGCCAAACCUACGCACUGGGAUAUCUUUGAUGACGUCUUCAUAUCUGGUUCUGUUGGGUAUCGCAAACCUGAAAUGUUGUUCUAUCAACAUGUUCUCCAGAAAACGGGCGCUAAACCUUUGCACACCAUAUUUUUAGACGACACCCAGGAGAACCUGGCAACAGCACGUAUAUUUGGAAUUAGGCCCAUCAUUUUUGACAGCUUUUCCAAUCUUGAAAGGACCCUAAUAAACCUAUGCGGUGAUCCUGUCUCCCGAGCUAAAGCUUUCCUUGUCAGAAAUUCGAAAAAACACCAUUCCUACGCUUCCACCGGCCAGAUCAUCUACGAAAACUUCUGUCAGUUGAUGAUACUAGAGGCAACCCAAGAUCCCUCUAUAGUCGAUUAUCGUGUCCACAAGGAGGAGUGGAACUUUUUCCAGAGGUCAAGUGGACAGUAUACAGACGCAAUAUUUCCAGCCGACCUCGAUACUACAUUCAUGGCGUGGACAGUGAUCCCGGAGGUUACAACCGACACUGUCAAGCACAGAAUAAUGGAUAGAGUAAUUUCGGACCUUUUGGAUAACGAUGGAAUUCCACUUUCUUAUUUUGAUAGAAAUCGUGCGAGAAGAGACCACGGAGUCUGCGUAAACGUUCUCAGCAUGUUCUAUGCAAGCGGGCGAGGCCAUGAGGUCGAACGGGCAACCGACUACCCUGAAAGCUUUUGUUCUCGAUUAUUGGAAAGGUCUUCUCUGCUCGAAUGUCGUAUGGGGGAUUUGCUUAAAGAAUGCUGCCGUCAGCGCAUCGGAUCCCCUACAGACCCUUUGGCACUAGCCAUGCGUCUUCAUUGUUGCACACGCCGUGGUCUCGAUGCCAGUGUCGAUUUUAAGAAGCUCAUCGAGUUACAGCAGGUAGAUGGUGGGUGGGAAGGCGGAAUCAUCUAUACAUAUGGAUUGGUCAAUAUAACAGUUGGUAAUAGGGGCUUAACCACAGCAAUAGCUCAUAGGGCUAUCACAGAGUAUCUCUCCAAGUUUGGUCCCACUUCGAGCUAG